This is a messenger RNA of Stegastes partitus (bicolor damselfish), 3389 nucleotides long. RefSeq names its product neutral sphingomyelinase (N-SMase) activation associated factor (gene nsmaf). Gene Ontology annotation, molecular function: protein binding. The record is from RefSeq and is a predicted model, not a curated record. Lineage: Eukaryota; Metazoa; Chordata; Actinopteri; Pomacentridae. The transcript has 31 exons. The coding region runs from base 74 to 2812 and encodes 912 amino acids.
UUCCGUGUUUACAGAAGCUCAGAAAGCCUCUGCUGCGCGUCGGUGUCGACUUUCUGAAGAGGAUGCGGCAGUCAUGGCCUUCUUAAAGACGCCAGAGCGAACCAAAGAGAGGUUUUCUCUCUUGCUGCUGGAUUUGGAAGAGUAUUAUUUUGAACAGCACACGGCCUACCAUGUGUCGGGCGGUUCUAAAAAGGAGAGAAAAAUCCGAGGCUCAUUCAAGGUUUGUUCCCGAUCGAUCAUAUUUGAUCCAGAGGACCUCGCAGAGCCGAUACUGAAGAUUCCCCUGAAAGACUGCAAGAAGAUUGAGUUUGUGGAGAAGGAGAACAACCCUUUUAACGAGCCUCGGCCGUCAGCCGUCUCUGUUUCAUGUGGACAGAUCAUUUACAUCAAAGAAAGCAACGUGAUCGCACCGUACAGGAACGACCGGGGAGCAAAGAAAAUUACCUUCGAGCUGGAAGUCUGGAACAAAACUGAAGAUGUCGUUCAGACGUUACUGCAGCUCCACAGAGCGUCCUGCCUGGAAAAGCUCGGAGACCAGACUGCGAUGAUUGCUGCCAAUCUGCAGUCUCGACUAGCGAGGUCAUCGUUCGACAAAAACUGCUUUCAGAGCGUCGCGGAGAAGCCUCACAUGGAGUGUGCGGUGGAGAUGGUCAUGCCUCUGGUGUCCAACCCGGGCCACGUCUGCAUCACGGACGAGAACCUCUACUUCCAGCCUCUCAACGGAUACCCGGAACAUGUGAUUCAAAUCAAGCUGCACAGAGUCAGGAGGAUCUACAAAAGACGGCACGGUCUGAGACCCCUGGGUCUGGAGGUUUUCUGCACCGAGAACGAUUUCUGCUCCGACAUCUACCUGAAGUUCUACAACACGGCGGACCGAGACGAGAUCUAUUACUACAUCGCCACCUUCCUGGAGAACCACGUGACGGAGCACACAGCGGAGAGCUACAUGCUGCAGUGGCAGCGCGGUCAUCUCAGCAACUACCAGUAUCUCCUCCACCUCAACAACCUGGCCGACCGCAGCUGCAACGACCUCUCCCAGUACCCCGUCUUCCCCUGGGUGGUCGCCGACUACAGCAGCGCUCAGCUCGACAUGACGAACGCCGCCUCGUUCAGAGACCUGAGCAAACCGGUGGGAGCCCUGAACAAAGAGCGACUGGACAGACUGCUGGCUCGCUACAGAGGCAUGCCCGAACCUCGCUUCUUGUACGGAAGUCACUACUCCUCACCGGGCUACGUCCUGUUUUACCUGGUCAGAGUCGCUCCAGAGCACAUGCUGUGUCUCCAGAACGGCCGCUACGACCACGCCGAUCGCAUGUUCAACAGCGUAGGUGAAACAUGGAAGAACUGCUUAGAGGGAGCAACAGACUUCAAAGAGUUAAUUCCAGAGUUUUACGGGCACGACUCCAGCUUCCUGGAAAACAGGCUGAGUCUUGAUCUGGGCCAGAAGCAGAAUGGAAACCUGGUUGAUGGCGUCGUUCUCCCACCGUGGGCCUCAGACGCCGGUGACUUUCUUCAGAAGCACAAGGCGGCGCUGGAGAGUCAGUAUGUGUCGGAGCACCUUCACGAGUGGAUCGACCUGGUGUUUGGCUUCAAACAGAGAGGCAGUGAAGCUGUGGCGGCUCAGAACGUGUUUCACCCGCUAACCUACGAAGGCGGCAUCGACUGCGACAGCAUCGAGGACACUGACCAGAGGAUCGCCAUGCUGACGCAGAUCCUGGAGUUCGGCCAGACGCCCAAACAGCUGUUCACCAGCCCGCACCCGCAGAGGAUCACGCCGAGGUUUCAGAACAUCACUCGGAGCCCCAGCAUCAACUCACCGGCCAGCGACAUGUCUCCAGCCUCUCCGACUGAGGAUUCGUCCUUCGAAGACCUGACUGAGGAGAGCAGGAAGUUGGCCUGGACCAACAUAGGAAGUCUCAAAUCCAUUUCCAGCCACAAGAUCCAUAAAGAAGCUGUUACCGGCAUCGCUGUGACGCGAGACGGAGCUGCAAUCUUCUCCACGUCCCAAGACUCAACGCUUAAAAUGUUCUCCAAGGAGCUGAAGGACUUCCAGAGGAGCAUGUCCUUCUCUAACAUGGCGCUGUCGUCGUGCCUGAUGCUGGCGGACGGUAAAACGGUGGUGUGUUCGUCGUGGGACAACAACGUUUAUUUCUACUCCGUCCCGUACGGCCGGCGGCAGGACACGCUGAUGGGCCACGACGACGCCGUCAGCGACAUGUGCUGGUUCGACGACCGACUCUACACGGCGUCCUGGGAUUCCACUGUUAAGGUGUGGCAGUGUGCUUCUGACAGCUUGUCCAGUCACAAGAGGUCCCAGUUUGAGCUGCUGGCUGAGUUGGAGCACGACGCCGGGGUGAACACCGUCGCUCUGAAUCCGGCCGGGACUCUGCUGGUGUCCGGCUGCAAAGACGGGACGGUCACCAUCUGGGACACCGGCAGCUACGGAGCUCUGCAGCAGGUCCACUGCCACGACGGAACCAUCCACCACGCGUCCUUCAGUCCUGAUAGCCGACAUGUCCUCAGCGUCGGCGCCGACUCCUGCAUGAAGGUUAUCGACGUCCAGACGGGAAUGGUGAUGUCAUCUGUGAAAGCUGAGGAGGAGCAGAGGUGUUUCUGCUGGGACGGGAGCUCUGUGCUGUGUGGAGGUCAGUCUGGUGAUCUCGUUCUGUGGGACCUGCUCAGCAACACAGUCACCCAGAGGAUCCCUGCACACUCAGGCGCCGUCACGGCCAUGUGGAUGAGCGAGCUGUGCACCACGGUGAUCACAGGCGGAGAAGACAGACAGAUGAUCCUCUGGAAGCUCCAGAGUUAAAGGAGGAGCCCCCUUCAGAAUCCUGCUGCUGCUCAGAGGAAGACUUCCAGUGCAAUUUCCCGGACCGCACAGGCCCAGCACCCUGCCGGCUACGUGACGCCACCACCGGACUUUGACUCGUGAAACAGUCGUGAAGCGUCCGAGUCGUGCUGUAAAUACACAGUGUUGUGGAGGAGUCGGUGGGGGCGACGACAACAACUGUUCUUAAUCCAAAAACUAAACGCAAAAGGUCACGUGCAGUCAUGUUAGUCAGAAUCUGCUUCUUGAGAGAAAAAGUCCAAGCGCAGGUUUGUGCAUGAGAGCAGGAAGCUGAAACUGUGUCCUCGCCUUAUUUUACGCUUCUGUUUUAAGCUUGUUGUACGUGUGUGUGGGCUUCACCCCGUGUUACCUCCCUUACACCCUGUUAAAGUCUAAAGCGGGUACAGCUAAUGGAUGGAUGGACCUUAAUUUACUUUUUUUUUUUUUUUAAUUAGCAUUCAUAUUUGUAUCGCUUCAUGUGUGUUUUAUUGUUUGAAGUGAACCGUCAGAGCUUUGUACUGCUCAGGUGUUAUUACAAAAGCACAGUUACCUCUAAAAA